CACAAAAGAAGAGGCCCAGGAGAAGGAACAUGGUGAGGUGUAUUACUGGAUGGGGCUAAAACCUGGGGCUGAGUCUCAAAAGGGUUCAUGGUGUCCUUAUUUACGUCGUCCUCCCCUCUGACAGCGAGGAGUUGAGGAACCACUUCUGUGUCGGAGCCCAGAGUCUUGAUCAAAAGAGACGGACCGGUUGGAGAAUGCACAAAACAGGAGGACUCUGCAGCAGAGCGAGAUGGAACCAUGAGGAGAGAAAGGGGGGUUGGUGGGGUGGGAGGGGUCAUAAAGAAAGCACUUGAUGAAGCUUGUACUUCAUGUCUAUGUUUGCCAUUAUUGUACUUUUUUUUUUCUUUUUUUAUAUAUCAUAUGUAUGUAUUUUUCUACCAACAGAGGAACGUGUGAACACACUCGGAGAGAAAGCAAAGUGAUGCAUGAAUGUGAAGGGAACAGAGAGAAGCGUUUUUUGUGUUACUAUUCCAAGAAUGAACUAUUCUCCAAUAGUAGUGAAGACAGCCCGACUCAUCAUAGUCCGUUGUUGGGGAAGUAAUGAUUGUGAGAUAAAAAAUGGCUGACAGGUACUGUUUUUUUUAAAGAACUUUUCAUACAUAUUACUACUUUCAAUAUAACCAUUGCAAAUGUUAUCCACAUUAUUAUCAAUCUGAGGCAUUAUUGUAUUGCAGUAUGCUGUACAUAAAUAGAUAGAAAAGACUUUUUCAUCUGUGAAAGGGAAGUAUGUUCUGUGUAAAGCAUAUAUGGAAACUAAAGGAACUCAAAUUAACAAGUGGCACAUCAAUGGCUGUGUCCCAGGUCACCUGUAGUGCUGGUGGAGCACAUCCUCCAAAGUGCAAAAGAAUGAUACAUUUAAACUACGGGAAAGUAUUUCUUCUCUCUCUGUAAUGAAUGACUGUGCAACAUUUUCCUGCAGUUUGAACCGUACUCGCCCAUUGCACAUGGUGAUAUUCAUUCUGAUUGUGAUGUAACCAGAGAAGGAUUUCACCAAGUUAACUGUGUGUUUCAUUUGUACGAAUCAUUAGCUUUGAUCAGGCCUGUGUGACGAGAUUGUUGUGUCGUCGUAACCUGAAACCCCCAUCAGCAUUCCUCUAUUAACACAAAUGAUAUAUAUUAGUAUAUCUUCAUGAUCACACAACAUAAAGUCCCGGUGACCUGGGACACUACUGCCAUGUUUGUGUGCACAAGCUGUCUCCACCCAAUCAGAAUGUUCAAGCAGCCUGUAACAGCCGGCUGCUUGUCCUCAUGUAUGCUGCUCCUUGUGUUUUAAUGUGUCUUUUUUUAUGAAAAAUAACAAGAUUCUCACUAUUCCUAUUAAUGUUAUUUCUGAUGCUCCUGAUAAUAGUACAGUUAUUAACGGCCCUCUUAUAUGCCACACUCUUGCAUACUGUGUGCACAGUUUCACCUCUUGCUCAUCUGAACAGACUGUUUCUUCCCUUAAGGAGAAUAAAGUUCGAAAAACGUUUAUGAUGGAAAAAAAAAAAAUAACCUUAUUUGUCUGAUUUAUUUGAUUACAAUCCAGACUGUGUGGAACUGGUGAGAAUGUACGAUUGUGUAAUGUUCCGGUUUGAAUGUGUAAAAGGGAUCCAUGUGCUCCAAAAUAAUAGCUCCCACAAUUACAGUUGGUGUUUGGAAAAGUGAAAUUGUGCUGUAAAAGAGAAAGAAAUAUAUUGUUGAUCGCCUACCAAACAUAGUGAACACAUAGUGGUUUGUCAGGGAAGAAGUGUGUCUCAGUUUUAUGGAAAACAUUUUGUGGUGAGAAACAUUUUAGCAGGUUUGUGAGAUUGCUAAUCAUCAAUACUGUACUAUAAAUCAUCAUCAUCAUAAGAAUAUUAUUCAAUAGUAAAUCAACUACAUUGAUUGUAGUAUAAAAUGUGAUCCGUUAGAUAAAUUAGACUAGUCUGCAGUAGGCUUUACUGUGCGAACAGUGUAUAUCCCGCCCAAGCGGGACACUCCUUGCGUCCUACCGAGCAUACAUAAAAACAGAGGCGGGGUUUACGCUGGCUCCACCAAUCACGGCAGGUUUUCCGAAGCACCCACCAAAACAGUUAGAUUUGAAAUUCAAACGGCCGGAAACAGCGGAUUGGAGACAUCCUUUUGUGAAAACAGCGUUAAUUCAGAACAUGUCCCGCUUGCCAGUCAGUUCAAACAAGAGGGUCCUUCUGGCGAGCAGCAGCAGCUCAGAGAAUGGACAAGACCUUGCGCCUGCUCAGAAGAGGAUUCGUAAGGACCCAGAGCCCGUCGUACCACAUGCAGCAGCAACCAUCAUCGGUGGCAGACGGCCUCCCGUUGCAGCAACCAGGGCACCGAUUUCGAGGCCAGUCAGAGGUGUGGGCGCUGCCACCGUGGCUGUUGGUCCUUCCAGAGGUGUCCUGAAACGAUCUAUAGCUUCAACUGCAGCAAAGGGAGGCAACGUGAAACAAACUGUUGCACCCACAGGAGCAAAACCUGGUGUGGUCGGGGGCACCAAGCGUCAAGCAUGGGACUUGAGGGGCAAGGUCAGCGACAUGGAGGGUAAGAUCCAAAACUACCAGACCAAGGUCAAAGCUACCAACCAGGAGAAUGAGACGCUGAGAGUCACGAUGGUCCAGAGCCAGUCAAGAGUGGCUGAAAUGGAGACAAAUAUUGCCAAGCAGAGGAGCCAGAUCAGUGAGUAUGAGGCGGAGCUGCAGGCAUUGGCAGGAGUGCGGGACGAGUUGGAGAUGGUGUCUAGUGAUAAGAGCACUCUUGAAAAGGAGCUCUCCAACUUAGAGAGCAAAUACAGGGUCAUGGAGACUCUGCGGGACAGUCAGGAGACGGAGCUGCAAACGCUCAAGAUGAAGCUGUCGGUGCAGGAGUCGACUCUGGCCCGUCUGCAGGUGACCCUCAGAGACACGGAGGAAGAGGCCCGCUCUCUCAAGGACACUGUGGUCCAGCAGAAGGACGAGCUUCAUGCCGGGGAGAUGGAGCGCAGGGGGCUCCAUAAUACCAUCCAGGAGCUCAAGGGCAACAUCAGGGUCUUUUGCAGGGUGCGCCCUCUGGUGGAGGGAGGCCUCAGCGAGCACAUUCAGUUAGCGGCCAGCGACAACAAGACGAUAACGCUGGCCAAAACAGAGGAGUCUCACACAGGCAAAACUGCUGACACUCACAAGAAUUACAACUUCAGUUUUGACCGAGUGUUUGGCCCUCAGUCUUCACAACAGGAGGUCUUCGAUGAGAUCUCGCUGCUGGUGCAGUCUGCAUUGGACGGCUACAACGUCUGCUGCUUUGCCUACGGCCAGACGGGGAGCGGAAAGACGUACACCAUGGAGGGAGACGAGUUUGACGUGUCCAGAGGUGUCAUUCCCAGAGCCGUGAAGCAAAUCUUCAGAGCAGCAGAGAAGCUGGAGGCACAGGGCUGGGAGUUCACCUUCACGGCGAGCUUUGUGGAAAUAUACAACGAGAGCCUGCGAGACCUCCUCUACUCUGGCAAGGCCAGCAAGCGGCCCGAGCACGAGAUCCGGAAGUCCCCCAACAACGAGGUGACGAUCACCAACCUCACGUACGAAAGGGUCUGCAACGAGGAUCAGGUUCUCGGCCUGAUCAUGCUGGCCAAUCAGAAUCGCUCCACGGCCCAGACAGCCCAGAACGACCGCUCCUCUCGCUCCCAUUCAGUGUUCCAGCUGGAUAUCGAGGGAGUGAACGUUGGCAGGGAUGUCAAAUGCAAGUCCACUUUGUGCCUGGUGGACUUGGCCGGCAGUGAGCGAAUGCUGAAGAGUCAGUCUCAGGGAGAGCGCUUUAAGGAGAUGACCGCCAUCAACGGCUCCCUGUCCAACCUCGGCAUAGUCAUCACCGCGCUGGCCAACAAGGAGAGCUUCAUUCCGUACAGGAACUCCAAGCUGACGUACCUGCUGCAGGGGUGCUUGGGAGGGAACAGCAAAACCCUGAUGUUUGUGAACAUCGCCCCUGAGUCAGACAGCUUCGGAGAAACCCUGAACUCCCUGAGGUUUGCCAGCAAGGUGAAUGACUGUGUGAUUGGGACCGCGAAUGCCAACAAGAAGUAGAGUGAAUCAGUGAGACGGCGCUCAAGAGUUGCCUGUGUAUUCUCAGGACUUUCAUUAGUGAUCACUAAUACUGUCUUUUAAACAUUUAAUCGACUAUGUGUACAUAUGCAUGUUUCUAGUUAGGUUUUAAAUACAUAUUACAUGGGUUCUUGAUUUAUGAGGAAAUUCUCCAGUUGAGACAUUCAAUCUUCAUUGAACAUGUCCUGUAUCAAUAAGAGGAACCAUAUCCUGGUUUUUAUCCUAUUUAAAUGUUUUUUUCUUGCACAAAAGUUGCAAAUAAAUUGUGUGGAUAUC
This is a messenger RNA of Anarrhichthys ocellatus (wolf-eel), 4319 nucleotides long. It is a transcript of the gene kifc1, whose product is annotated as kinesin family member C1. The transcript has 17 exons. Gene Ontology annotation, biological process: microtubule-based movement. The coding region runs from base 2127 to 4025 and encodes 632 amino acids. Lineage: Eukaryota; Metazoa; Chordata; Actinopteri; Perciformes; Anarhichadidae. Gene Ontology annotation, molecular function: microtubule binding; ATP binding; microtubule motor activity. The record is from RefSeq and is a predicted model, not a curated record.